CACAGUAUCAAUCAGCUUCUGUGCUUUCCUCACAAGUGGCUGAAACAUUACCAUGGCUUGCAGGUCCGAGAGGUUGGGAAGCUGUCAGUGUAACAAAAACCCUGUGGAGAGCAUCCUUUUCCGAAUGCUGAACACAGAUAACACACUACAGGCACAUAAGAAUCAACAUGAUAACCUCAAUCACAUCUGUACCAUGGCUAGAGGAUGCCCAUGUGAGGGCAACAAAAAGGUCUUGCUGAAAAAUCCUGAAGUGAUUUGCAAGAAAGCAUCUGAGGUGUUAUUGAAGACUGUAGCGUUUAUUAGAAACUUACCUUCUUUUUACCAGCUACCCCAGGAAGACCAGAUCUUACUUGUACAUAAGUGUUGGGCUCCACUUUUUGUAUUGGGGUUUGCGCAGGAAAAAGUUGAUUUUCAACUGCAAGAACUUACUGUCCCAAGCCUGUUGAAGACAAUACUUCUUAAUCAGCCAUCUACAGCUGAAUUGACAAUGAAGUCUGAUGCAGGAGUACCACUAAUAGACGUUCAGAGAAUACAAAUGUUUCUCCGUAAAAUCUGGAGUCUAGAUAUAUGUACAAAAGAAUAUGCUUAUCUAAAAGGCAUGGCGUUGUUUAAUCCAGGGAUUGAUGGUAUGCGAUUCCCUCAAUAUGUUCAGACUCUGCAGCUGGAAGCCCAGCGUACUCUCAUGGAGUUCACAUCAAUGAUGCACAGUACAUCACAUUCUCGUUUGAUGUGGAUACUGGAAGCACUAGACAUUUUAAAAUUAGUUGACCCCAAAGUUAUUACAGAACUGUUUUUCAGGCCAAUCUCAGGAGAAAUCAAUUUGGAAGAACUCUUACUUGAAACCUUAUACAUUAAAUAUUAGAAAAUGAUAAGGGAAACAUGAAACCAGAGAUUCUUUGUUACUCAAUAUUAAACUUUGAAUUUCAUUGAAGACCUUCAGGAACACUGUCUUUAGUAAAGCACUUUGUAUUCUUAAAGGCUUUGUGAAAAUAAAUAAGCACUUCAUAGACUUAUAAUUCGAAAAAAUAAUAUGGAAAAUGUACAAAAGUUGGAUUUGUUUGAAGAAAAAAAAAAAAAGCGAAAAGUUUGCUGCUGUAAAUUAAUCCUGUUCUUACAAUAUUUUACCAAAUAUGAACACGAGCAUAUAUAAAAUCUAGUUCACCACUGGAUGGAAAUGGAAAAAUGCAUGACCCUAUAAAACAGUGAUUUAACCAUUGUGGAUAUUUGUUCAGUUGAAUGUAUGGUCCUGUACAUAUUUAUCACAUCUUUUAUUGUCAACCUUUUUUUUUUUUUUUUAAAUUGCAACACAACUGGAUAUUAUUAUUACUAUCAAGGUUAAUCACUACAGUGAGAAGUCAAAGUAAAUUUCAAACUUAGGGUCAUUAUUAUUUUUAUUAUUUUAUUUAUAUAGCGCCAUCAGAUUCCAUAACGCUGUACAAUGGGUUAAUAGCCAAACUGGAAAAAUUCCCUAUGCCAGCUAUGUUUUUAGUUUGGCUACUCGGCCUUAAAUUUUAAAUUCACUUUGAAUUCUCACCUUAGUAAAUAAUCCUGUAUGAUAUUUCUGUUUCCAAUAUGCACAACAGUAUGGUAAAAAUAGGCAAUAUAGCAUGUGAUUCAAAGAGGUGUCAAAUACAUGACUAAUGUUUCGAAAAAUGCACAUAUGAAACAUUUUAAUAAAUAAUUUACUGCUUACCAAUUGCUUAUAUUUACAACCGCAUAGACAAAAUUUAGAUGAAAAGAUUUAUUCACUGAACAGCAUAUUGUGGUGAAUUAUAAACCAAAUUUAUGAAUACUCUGAAAUAGCUUAGAUGACAUUUUCUAACA
This is a messenger RNA of Pelobates fuscus (common spadefoot toad), 1824 nucleotides long. RefSeq names its product nuclear receptor subfamily 0 group B member 2-like. Gene Ontology annotation, molecular function: transcription corepressor activity; transcription factor binding. NCBI's taxonomy places the organism in Eukaryota, Metazoa, Chordata, Amphibia, Anura, Pelobatidae. The coding region runs from base 53 to 862 and encodes 269 amino acids. Gene Ontology annotation, biological process: negative regulation of transcription by RNA polymerase II. The transcript has 2 exons. Gene Ontology annotation, cellular component: cytoplasm; nucleus. The record is from RefSeq and is a predicted model, not a curated record.